Molecule: messenger RNA, 1456 nt
Organism: Camellia sinensis
Lineage: Eukaryota; Viridiplantae; Streptophyta; Magnoliopsida; Ericales; Theaceae
Source: RefSeq, a predicted model, not a curated record
UUCAAAUACAUAUAAAAAUGUAAGGACUAAGAAAACAAGAAGACUACCCCGUGAAGUGUAAGGAAAGGAAACCAGGUCGUAUCAGGAAUGCAUAAGCAUAGUCUCUUCUCUUUUAUAUUCUCUCUUUCGCAGAAUUCCUGAUGAUGAUUCAAAAAACAUAUAAAAACAAACCGAUGAGAAAAAAUUAGCGGCAAAAUCUCCAAAAUGGCGAAUCAGUCAUCCUCCUCUUCCUAUCCAAUCCUCUGUGCCUCCUUCAAUCAGGAUAACAGUUGCUUUGCAAUUGCGACGAGGGAUGGAUUCAAAAUAUUUGAUGCCAAUACUGGGAGGCUUUGUUAUGAACGAGCUAUUGGAGCAUUUGUCAUUGUGGAAAUGCUUUAUGCCUCAAGUCUUCUUGCCAUUGUUGGAGCUGGUGAACAGGCAUCUCUAUCCCCACGACGUCUAUGUUUAUUCAAUGUUACAACUGGAAAUGCUCUUUGAGACCUAAAUUUCUUAACUUCAAUCCUUGCUGUUCGUGUUAAUAGGAAAAGAUUGGUUGUUAUUUUGCAAGAAAAGACAUACAUAUAUGACAUAAACAGUCUUGAUAUCUUGGACACAAUAGAUACAGUGCCAAAUUUUAAAGAUAGAUGCUCAUUGCUCACCGCUGGCUGCGAUGGUUCUUUCUUCAAAUGGAAUGUACAUAGCAACGGCAUCUGAACAGGGAACCAUAAUCAGAGUUCACCUUGUUUCAGAUGCGACUAAGUCAUAUAGCUUCCGAAGGGGGACAUACCCAUCAACUAUAUUUUCGUUGUCAUUUGGGCCAUCCAUGCAACUUCCAGAUAUUCUUGUAGCCACAAGUUCUUCAGGUUCUGUUCAUGCUUUCCCUCUAGGAUUCGCUUUAAAUCAAAGAAGCAGAAGACCAAGUAGUUUUCUCGGGUCUAUAAUCCCAGAAUCUGUUAAUGAUGCAUCGGCUCAUCAUCAUGUACUCCAUAAUGCUUCUCCAGCACGAGUUAAAAGUUAUGCAGUGAUUCGCAAGGUAGAUAAAGUUGCAGAGUCAUCUAUGUCUGAAUCUGCAGCAUACAGAGCCAUUAUAUCCCUCAUCACCUACCGCGGGUACUUUCUGGAGUACAGUUUAAGUAUCAACCAUCAGAACGAGUCAUCAUGGAUAUUGGAGCGGGAAUUCAAUCUUUUAACCGUGAUCUCUGAACGCGUCAACUCAUGAUCAGAUCAUUGAUUCAUUUGUUUUCUCAUCAAUAGCAGCUCGUCCUUUAAGUAUGCAAGCACAUCGCCUAGCCCUGCAUAGAUAGAGGCCCCACUAAUAUAUAGAUUAAUGUUAGGGUGAUUAUCUUUGAGUAUUGUACUCAGGUACAAAAAUAUUUGUAGUUUUCUAUUUAAAUUCAAAAUGUUAAUGAAAAAGUAGUCUUAAUCUUGAGCAUGUUUUAAAACACGAUACUUUCUAUAAUAUUGAUGGUUUAGGUUU